This is a messenger RNA of Heterobasidion irregulare TC 32-1, 1170 nucleotides long. RefSeq lists its product as uncharacterized. The transcript is spliced from 2 exons. The coding region runs from base 1 to 1170 and encodes 389 amino acids. NCBI's taxonomy places the organism in Eukaryota, Fungi, Basidiomycota, Agaricomycetes, Russulales, Bondarzewiaceae. The record is from RefSeq and is a predicted model, not a curated record.
AUGAAUAACAAGCUUGCAAUGUCUCGAGCGCUCGGCGCAGCCUUCCUCACACACCAAGUUGAACAGCUCGAGAAAUCCGUCUCCGCGGGACCAGGCGCUCGCAACUGGCGUGAGCGGAGGCCCGCACCGGAUUCCAACGUUCCCAGUGGCAGAGGCGUCAUCAACUACGGGGGCAAGCGAUCACCCGUCCCGACCGGAGCGAAGGUGGCGAGAAGGAAGCCAGGCGAGGGAGAACGGGAAAGGAUGGCCGGCGAGAUCAGGAUCAAGAAGAGAGAGGAGGAGAGACGGGAGGAGCGCAGAGAGCCGAGUAAGGAUGCAGAUGUCGUGGUGCUAGAUUCGAGCGUCUUGAUCCAUGCGCUAGGCCAAGUGAAGAAGUGGUGCAGGGACGGCCGCGAGGAGAUCAUCAUUGUGCCGCUUGAAGCCCUCAACACGCUUGAUCUCCUCAAGAAAGGCACGAGUCAUCUUGCCCAGCGGGCCCGCGCAGCCUCGCGCAUCCUCGAGGCCCAGGUCGGCACGAAUCCCCGCAUCCGCGUGCAACAGGACUCCGCCUUUGUCCUCUGGGAUAGCAUCACAUUCUCCGAGCCCGCCGCAGAUGACAACAGCGUUCCUCACGCCGCGAGCUCGCCGGAAUGGGUCCGCCGCACGAUCUGCUGUGCCCGCUGGGAAGCCGUUAACGCAGCGACUGAGCUCCCUGCGGAUCGUUCGGGCACACCCGGGGGCCCACGCAUCGUCCUCGCCGUGCUCUCGCAGCCUCCCACGCAGCCAGUGCAGCAACUCUCGCCCAAGUUGGCCAACGCAGCCGCAUCUCCCGUCCCACUCCCGGUUCCGCACGCCAACAAGCAUGAACCUCGCACGGCCGGCGCACUCGUAGCUCACUGGGCACGACGCGCAGGGAUCGACCUCAUGAUGGUGCGGCCCGCACCGGCCGGCGAGAGUGUAGGCGCGCGUGGGGAGGACGAGGAGGAGCGAGAGAGACCGAAGCGCGCGCCUGUGCACCGCGGGCGCAAGAACUCUAGCUCACACUCGGGCAGUGAGCGGGAGCGGGAGCGGGGCCCGGGUGGCGGCGCACUAGUCGAGCGCCCACCGGCAGUCAAGGCGAUGAUGGAACUCGUCGCGCAGCCUAGCAAGGUCGUUCGCGUGCUCGCACGCGGGGAAAAGUUGGAUCCCUGA